Dentiscutata heterogama is the source of this 1005-nucleotide messenger RNA. NCBI's taxonomy places the organism in Eukaryota, Fungi, Glomeromycota, Glomeromycetes, Diversisporales, Gigasporaceae. The record is from the annotation of a GenBank genome assembly.
AUGCUUACAGAAGCGCAACUUCGGCUACUUAAAAUACCUGAACUAAAAGAACUAUUAGUUGAGAGAAACUUACCAGUUUCUGGUAGAAAGGAGGAAUUGAUAACCAGAAUUUUGACGGCUGAGGGUAAAAAAUCAGAGGAAGCUUUAAAACAAACCAAUAAUAUGGAUAUUAAUAAUGUCAUUAACAACGAUACGGUACUCACCACCGAUUCAAAAAAUGAAGUAACUGAUUUAUUCGACAAAGAUCUGUUAAACUCGCCAAAUGACCUUACUUCAGGGCUUGAUAACUUUGAUUGGGAAAAAUUCACUACCGAUGAUAUUGAUGCUUUAUCCAAAGAUAAUACUUUUGAUUCGCUUAUUUCUCCUACUUCCCCUUCACAUUCUACCACUUCUAAUAAAGAUAGUACACAAGAAAAAGUAAAAUCCGAUGCAUCCAAAGAUGGUCAAUCUCAAACAAUAAAAUCGGACGAUGUCAAAGAAACUUCAGUUAAAAAUGAUACAAACUCAGAAUCUACUAAGCCUGAUGUUCUCGUAAAACCGUCAGGAUUCACAUGCAAAAAGAUUGUAUUUGACGAACCGACAUCACCGAUCAGUAAAAGUCAAUCUGAUUUAAACGCUGAAAUUGAAAGGCGAAAGAAACGUGCAGAGCGCUUUGGAACUCAAUUAUCAGAAGCGGAUAAAAAACUUCAAAGGGCUGCAAGAUUUGGCGUUGAAGUUACUAGUCCUAUUGAUUCUCCUCUUAAAGCACCUUUACCUUUUCCAUCCCGAAAAUUAUCUACUACUUCGGUUGAUAAUGAUGAAAAACUGAGAAAACGGGCAGAAAAAUUUGGUCUUGAUAAGACUAAAAAUGAAACACCUAAUAUAACGGCUACGUCAAAUUCUUCCAAUGUAACCAAUACUACAUCAUCUUUGCUUAACGAAGAGGAGAAAAAGAAAAGAAGAGCCGAAAAAUUUGGUACUAAUGUUUCAAAUGUUGAAUCGUCGAACAAAAAAGUGAAGGUUUAG